Messenger RNA from Neltuma alba, 4369 nucleotides. Its product is annotated as protein LONGIFOLIA 1. Gene Ontology annotation, biological process: regulation of monopolar cell growth. Bases 856 to 4176 code for a protein of 1106 amino acids. The transcript is spliced from 6 exons. Lineage: Eukaryota; Viridiplantae; Streptophyta; Magnoliopsida; Fabales; Fabaceae. The record is from RefSeq and is a predicted model, not a curated record.
UAGACAUAUCCAGACCCACAAAUGCUCAUCCCACAUGGAUUCGCGAUAUUGAGAACUCACCCCCACAUUUCUCACCCUCUUCCUCCUUCCCUUCUCUCCCUUAACAUAAGUUUUUUUAAUUGUUAUUAUUAUAAACAAGCCAGCUCCCCCCAGAUUGGCUACGCAUUUUGAUGUUCAUAAUAAUAAUAAUUCUACCUUCCAUUUGUUCUCGAACCAGAACUCCCAGACAAUUCUUCUUGGAUCUGCAAACAUUCGCUUAGCGUCUCUGCAUUGGUACUGUUAACUUCUGUUCCUCCUUUUUUUCCCUUUCCCUCUCCUUCUUUCUGCUUCUCCAUGGGGUAUUGGGCCCCCUCCCUUUUUUCUGGUGCCUCGUUUUGUGGUUAUUGUCAUUUAAGGUAUUGUCUGGUUCGUUUUGCGAAACCCAUUAAUGUUUCCCUUCAAACUGUGAUGGGAAUUGAUUUAGCUUUCGGUGAUACAUUAUUGUAAUUACUGAGAUUGGGUGAAUCUUUUGGGAGAGCUGAAAAGGGAAUGUUCAGUUGUCGCUGGAAAAUUUCGAGGGUUCAGAAACUAGGAGUCGUGGCCUCGACCGAAAAAUUUGAGGGGGAAGGAAGAGGAAAGGAGACUCAUUUAUUUACCUUUAAGAAGGCUGGAUUUAAUUUCUGGAUGGUGGUGAUCUCCAUGAGCUGUUUAAAGUUACGCAUUCAAUUUUGUGUAAAUGGAGUCAAAAUCCUAUCUCAGAAGGGUCUUACUGUGCUGUAUGGGUAGACUUGACAGUAAAUGAUAAAUCUAUCACGGAGUGGGGGGUAAUUCUUUGGGUAGUUGAGGAGGGUUGAGUAUAUUUAAUAACAGGUGGGUAUGGCUGCAAAACUCCUGCACUCUUUAGCAGAUGACAACCCUGAUUUACAGAAGCAGAUAGGAUGCAUGUCCGGGAUUUUGCAACUUUUUGAUCGGCAUCAUAUUCUUACUGCCCGACAGAUUAACCAGAAGAGGCUUCCUCCUGCUAAUCGUCCAAGUGGAAACUCUCACUUUGCUAACGGCAUCCUGGAAAAAGAUUCUAGUAGUGCAAGGCAGCAGCAAAUAACAUCUAAUUUAUUGCAGGAUGUGAGCCCAAACAAGGGCUUUGGUGAGAAACAAAGGAUAUCCACAGAGUCAUCAAGAGUCUCUUUCUCGUCUUCAUGUUCAUCAUCCCUGUCCUCUCUGGAUUGCAGAGCUCAAAUGGAGGGUUCCUUUGAUCGCAUUAUUUAUCCUGAAACUCCUUCAAGGGAACCAGUUAUGAACCAAACAACUGUCUCUCCCCAUUUAGGAAUGCAAUCCCUUGACCUGAGGGAUGUGGUGAAGGAUUCUAUGUAUAGGGAGGCCAGAGGACUACCGAUGAAGAAGGCUACUGCUGAAGAAGAAGCUGUCUUUCAUGCUGUGAAGCACAGGGACUCCCCGAGACCACUUCACCUGUCCAAAUCUGCUGAUGGAUCUUGUGGAGUUGGAAUUGAUGGGAAGCAAAGUGUGCCUGUUGAUGUAAAAGAGUCUCUCAGAGUUCUUGCUAAACUUAGAGAAGCACCAUGGUAUUAUGGUGAAGCCAGAGAGAUUCCAAGAUCAUCAAGUGAAGUAAAAGAUGGACACUGGCAUUUGAUCUCAAGGGAUGCUCCUCGGUUUUCUUAUGAUGGAAGAGAAAUAAGUCGUCUAUCUUUUGAAUCAAGGGAUACGAUCAAAGGCCCACCAAAGCUAAAAGAGCUGCCUAGACUUUCACUGGACAGUAGGGAAGGCUCAUGGUGCACUUACAGUGCUGAUUCAAAACCCAAUCUCCUAUCAAGGAGCCUUGGAAGUGGCAACUCCACCUCGGAUGAUAAAAUGGGUAGUUUACCACAGUCAACCCAGAGGCGACCUCCUAGUGUUGUAGCAAAAUUGAUGGGCUUAGAAGCAUUGCCUGAUUCCUAUAUGGCUGCUGAUACUCCAUUGAAUUUGGGCGGAAAUUUCUCAGCUCAACAUGAUACUCAGUUUCCAAAAUCAUCAAAAAAUGGACUGAUCAAGCCUCUGAAAGUUUUUAAUUCCCCAAGAAGCUCAUUGAAAGACCCAACCUCACCACGACGAAAGAACCCUGAUUUAGUUAUGAAACCUAUUUCAAGUUCGAGAUUUCCAAUUGAACCGGCACCUUGGAAGCAGCAGGAUGGAAAUCAGAGCUCUCAGAAAUCAAGUUUGAAGGCCAUGAAAGCUCCAACAAGAACACCAGAUUCAUUUCCUUCAGUUUAUAGUGAGAUUGAGAAGAGAUUGAAGGAUCUUGAGUUCAAACAAUCUGGAAGGGACCUCCGAGCACUCAAACAGAUACUGGAAGCAAUGCAAGCAAAGGGAUUGUUAGAGACCAGAGAAGAAGAACAAGCUGUGGAUGAUGAAAGUCAAAGAGACAAUGGAACAAAUACUGUGAGUCUGAGUCAAAACUCUAGAUCAGUAAGGCAACAAAGCCCACAUAGCAAUAAUUUUCUGUCUUCCUCAAGGAGGGUAGCAGACUCAAGGGCUUGUGAGUCUCCAAUUGUGGUCAUGAAACCAGCAAGGCUUGUUGAUAAAACUGGAAUUUCUGCUUCCUCAGUAAUUCCUGUUGGCGGACUUUCUAGUUUCCAUAAACUUGACAGUGUUGCAAAUGAAGAUAAGAAAAGAAUUUCAGCUUCCAGUCGAAUAUCAAAAGAUCACUCUCCUAAAAACAACCGCAGGGAUACUACUGCCAGUUCCAAUGAUAGGAAAAAUGGUAGCGUCAACACUAUAAAAUCUGCACAAUCUCAAUCUAGGUCUCAACAAAUUUCAAAAGAAAAUAGCUUAAGCUCAAUAAAGAAUUCAGGAUCUGUGAGUCCAAGAAUGCAACAGAAGAAGCUAGAGUUUGAGAGGCGAUCUUGUCCACAAACUCCACCAUCAGAUUCAAAUAAAGCCAGAAGGAAAUACAGUAAACAAGCCACAGAUUCAGGUUCGCCAGGUGGAAAACUGAGACCAAAAUCCCCUUGCUUACAGCAGAGUGAUAACCCACUGAGUCUGAUAAGAAAUGAAACAAGAACAUCAAGUUGCCAAAAGGAUGAAAUAUUUGUGGAAUCUGAUAGUAUCACUGUCUCAGACUCAAAUAUGGAUAUGGAAGUCAGCAGCAGUUUACAAUCUCCUCAAACUAAUGAUAGCCGGUGCCCCUCCAUGAAAACUGUGAAGCAGCCAAUUUCUGGAUCAACGCAGAAGAAAUCAAUUCCGAGGUUGCACGAGGAUGAGUCAGUUGCUGAUAUUGCAAUAAAUUCCCAAGAACAUCCUAGUCCUGUCUCAGUCCUCGAUGGCUCUGUGUACAGAGAUGAUGAGCCUUCUCCUGUAAGGCAGAUUGCUGAUACUCCCAAAGCUGAUGAUGCCCAAGAGUGUGAAGGAAAUGAGAAUGAAGAUUGGUGGAACCCUGCGGAUAAAUUAGUUUACAGUGCAGGAUCUGGAGAGAUCAAUCGCAAGAAACUGCAGAGCAUAGAUCAUCUUGUUCAGAAGCUUAGGCGGGUGAAUUCCAGUCAUGAUGAAUCUAGAAAUGAUUACAUUGCUUCCCUCUGUGAAAAUACAAAUGCUGACCAAAGAUACAUAUCUGAAAUAUUAUUAGCUUCAGGCCUCCUACUGAGAGAUCUGAGCUCUGAGCUGCUGACAUUUCAACUUCAUCCUUCAGGCCAUCCCAUUAACCCUGAGUUAUUUUUCGUGUUAGAGCAAACCAAGGCAAGUAGUUUCAUUCCGAAAGAAGAAUGUGGUCCAGGAAAAGUUGCUUGUUCAAAGCUGAAUGCAGAGAAAUUUCACAGGAAACUCAUAUUUGAUGCUGUGAAUGAGAUUCUUGGCGUGAAGUUAGCUUUAGUUAGCUCUUCUCCUGAACCUUGGGUGAAGCCUAGCAGGCUUACCAAGAAAAGCCUCGGUGCACAAAAGCUUCUUAAAGAACUGUGCUUUGAGAUAGAAAAAAUCCAAUUCAAGAAGCCUGAAAGCAGUCAAGAACAUGAAGACGGUCUCGGAAGGAUACUCUCAGAAGAUGUUAUGCAUGGCUCAGAGAGUUGGAUAGAUUUCCAUGGUGAAAUAUCUGGGGUUGUGUUGGAUGCUGAAAGAUUGAUAUUUAAGGACUUAAUUGAUGAGAUUGUGAUUGGUGAAGCAGCUGGCCUGCGAAUCAAGUCGGGUAGGCGCCGGAAUCUGUUUGGUAUGUAGUGCGUUCCGUUGAUCUGCUCAUCUCAGUUCGACUGUUUUCAUGUCAUUCACAAUUUUCUUGGUUUUUUCCCCUCGUCAAGGUGUAAAAGUUUGCGGAUUAUAGCUGCGAUUAUUUCUCCUAAGGUGUAACAAAACUUGACUUACCAUGAUUUACAGGAUAAAUAUAAAUUUAUCGAAAUUCAAAAUGUGAAAA